GUGCCGUGAUCCUGAGCGUAUGCCCCUGGAAAAGCUAGGCAUGAGCACCUCUCUGAACUACAAGUCCUUUUCCAAAGAGCAGCAAACCAUGGAUAACUUGGAAAAGCAACUGAUUUGCCCUAUCUGCUUAGAGAUGUUUACAAAGCCUGUGGUCAUCCUGCCCUGUCAGCACAACCUGUGCAGAAAAUGUGCCAGCGACAUUUUCCAGGCCUCGAACCCAUACCUGCCAACCAGGGGCGGCACCACGGUGGCUUCGGGAGGUCGCUUCCGCUGUCCUUCCUGCAGACAUGAGGUGGUCCUCGACCGGCACGGCGUGUACGGGCUGCAGAGGAACCUCCUGGUGGAAAACAUCAUCGACAUAUACAAGCAGGAGUCCACAAGACCUGAAAGAAAGUGUGAUCAGCCAAUGUGCGAAGAGCACGAGGAUGAGAAAAUUAAUAUCUAUUGUUUGAACUGUGAAAUGCCCACCUGCUCCUUGUGCAAAGUCUUUGGCACCCAUAAAGACUGUCAGGUUGCUCCUCUCACAAAUGUUUACCAGAGACAGAAGUCUGAACUCAGUGAUGGCAUCGCAGUCCUGGUGGGAAGCAACGACCGAGUGCAAGGGAUAGUCACGCAGUUGGAGGAGACCUGCAAGGUAGUUGAGGAAUGCUGCAGACGACAGAAAGAGCAGCUGUGUGAAAAAUUUGAUUAUCUCUAUUCUGUACUGGAAGAAAGAAAAAAUGAGAUGACACAAACGAUCACUAGAACCCAAGAGGAGAAACUGGAACAUGUCCGCUCCCUGAUGAAGAAGUAUGCGGAUCAUUUGGAAGCCGUGUCAAAGCUAGUUGAAUCAGGAAUCCAGUUCAUGGAGGAGCCAGAAAUGGCUGUGUUUUUGCAGAAUGCCAAAACAUUGCUACAAAAAAUUACUGAAGCUUCUAAAGGAUUUCAAAUGGAAAAAAUAGAGGAUGGCUAUGAAAAUAUGAACCAAUUCACAGUGAAUCUCAGUAGAGAAGAAAAAAUAAUAAGAGAAAUUGACUUUGACAGAGAGGAGGAGGGCGAAGAUGAAGAGGAGGAGACGGUGGAUGGCGAAGAUCUGGAUGAAGUCCACACAGAGUCAUCAGGAGAGGAGGAGCAGGAGGAGGAGGAGGAGGAAGGAGCCAAUAGAGCACCACUGCUGUCUCAGCAGGACCCCGAAGCACCAAGUGCAGUCAGGGAGCCUCUGGCCGAACUGGCCCCACCGUCACCACCCGCCGCGCUGGCUGGCCAGGAUGAGGUUGUGACACCAAGUGGCUCUCAGCAGACUGCAGAGUCUGACAGUCCAGUGUCAUCCACAGCAGAAACCGUCGAUCCCCUGUUUUACCCUAGCUGGUAUAAGGCUCAGUCGCGGCAAUCAAGCAGUCUGAGCUCAACCCCGGUGAGCGGGUUGGGUAAAGUAGGGCCUCCUGUUUCUCUGGAAACAAGUGCACCGAAGGCAGAAGCCCCAGAGGUGACGGCCGUCAAGGAGAGCGCAGCGGGGAGUGGUAAGGAAAGUAAUACCACUGCGGCAACGUCCAAGACUGGUUCUGAACCAUCCCCUCAACGACACGUGGAGGAAACACCUGUGAGCCACCAGAGGGGUGAUGAGCCGGCUCGUCAUGUCUUCUCUUUCUCCUGGUUGAACUCCCUGAACGAAUGAUGACCCACUCGGGCUGGCUUCUGGUGUGCUUCUCUGAGGGACCGCAAGCGCGGGCAGCCUGCCUGGAGUCAACAAAGAAACAGACCUGGAAAGGGACAUCCGAGCAGGUUUCACUCGCAGGAACCCAGCUG
Molecule: messenger RNA, 1785 nt
Organism: Dromaius novaehollandiae (emu)
Lineage: Eukaryota; Metazoa; Chordata; Aves; Casuariiformes; Dromaiidae
Gene: TRIM55
Product: tripartite motif containing 55
Exons: 10
Coding region: 20-1654 (544 amino acids)
Biological process (GO): protein ubiquitination
Cellular component (GO): cytoplasm
Molecular function (GO): zinc ion binding; ubiquitin protein ligase activity
Source: RefSeq, a predicted model, not a curated record